Notolabrus celidotus (New Zealand spotty) is the source of this 5265-nucleotide messenger RNA. Its product is annotated as solute carrier family 2, facilitated glucose transporter member 11. Gene Ontology annotation, biological process: monosaccharide transmembrane transport. Gene Ontology annotation, cellular component: membrane. The transcript has a single exon. Bases 620 to 2233 code for a protein of 537 amino acids. Gene Ontology annotation, molecular function: hexose transmembrane transporter activity. Lineage: Eukaryota; Metazoa; Chordata; Actinopteri; Labriformes; Labridae. The record is from RefSeq and is a predicted model, not a curated record.
UUCAUUGGUAUUACACACACAUCUCUCAGAUUAGAUAACGCCAACUUGUGCAAAAACUGUCUUUUACUCACAUCUUUCCAACUCGGCCGCACAGAGAUGACGUUUUACGUUAGAGCGAUGUAAAAAGCGCCUGUGUGCUGAGACUUCUUUUCCCUCAAUAUGGGCUGCCAGGGUGAUUCUUCCAAUUAUAGCUAACUAUGUAUGCCUUAUUACCCUAGCUCAGGCGCUUUAAAAUAUAUGGUUAACUAAGAAAUACAUUUUCUAACGACGUCAACGCCAUGCAGGUUACUUAGUUGUUUUAUUUGGUUUAUGCAGCAAAACAAAAAUAAGCUGACGUGCGAGGAAGACGCCUCCCAGUCUCUAUGAGGGAGCACAAAAACCUUUGAAAUGUUGAUACCGGCUAAAACGGGGAAAUGAGUUAUCUGUCUUUCUAAAUACUCAGUAGGAGCACGUUGGCGUUAGCCCGAUUAAUGAAUGAUUGAUAUUUACCGUGGGCCGUGCUGUAAACAGAGAGAGUUGUAGAUUAAGCUUUACCUAUAAAUACUAAACUGUACUCCUUUGAGGAAUCUAUUUACACUGUGGGGACACAGAAGGACAGAAGGACACUCCAAGGCUCCAGAUGUCUUCCACAGGCGACAAUGAGCAAGAUGACUCAAGCAGACACUCAGGAGGUGCCAGGACCCUUGCUCUUACUGUAUGCUCUGCUGCCAUUGGAGGCACCUUCCAAUAUGGGUACAACAUCUCAAUCAUCAAUGCUCCUACCAGUUACAUCCAGGUGUUCAUCAAUGACACAUACAUGAAGCGCUGGGGCACUGGCUUGGAAACCCCUCAGGUGACACUAGUGUGGACUCUGAUUGUGUCAGCCUUCUCCCUUGGGGGUUUGCUCGGUGCCCUGUUGGCAGGACCUCUGUCUGUCCACUGUGGGAGGAAGAACUCACUGCUUCUGAACAACUGCUUCUUGUUUGCUGGUGCUGUCUUUGUGUUAAUCUGCAGGACGGCUGAAUCAUUUGAGAUGCUGGUCUGCGCUCGUUUCCUAGUGGGGAUAAACUCAGGAGUCAGUAUGAAUGUCCAACCCAUGUAUUUUGGGGAAAGUGCCCCCAAACACCUGAGAGGAGCAGUGGCUUUUUCAUCUGCUGUUUUCACUGCAUUUGGGAUCUUCUUAGGUCAGGUUGUGGGACUCACCGGUUUGCUCGGUUCUGAGCCUCUUUGGCCUUACUUGCUGGCGAGUAACGCUUUGCCCGGGUUGAUCCAGCUCCUUACCUUACCCUGGUUCCCUGAAAGCCCCAGAUACCUUCUCAUUGACCGUGGAGACAAGGAGGCGUGUAUCAAGGCGCUUGAAAGGCUUCGUGGUGGGGAGGUUCCUGUCUUGGAGAUGGAUGAGUUGCUUCAGGAGCAGCAGCAACAAAAAUCUGCUGCCUUGAAUUCUGGAUCUGCAGCUUCCACACAGACGCCCUGGUCUCUGUUUAAGAGUCCAGACCUGCGAUGCCAGCUCAAAACAGUCAUGGCUGCCAGUAGUGCUAUGAUGCUCUGUGGCAAUGACUCCAUCUAUUUCUAUGCCUCGUAUAUUUUCCUCGCAGCAGGGAUCCCUCAAGAGAAAGUCCAGUAUGUGACCAUCGGAACAGGAGCAUCUGAGUUUACUGCCUCCAUACUCAGCAACCUGCUGAUUGAACGAGUCGGCCGCAGAUACCUUCUCAUUGGUGGGUACUGUCUGAUGUCUUGCUGGUCUGUAGUCUUCACUAUAGCUCUAAUCCUGCAGAGCAAUGGAGUGGCCGGGAUGGCCUACCUCAGCAUGGCGUGUGUGUUUGCCUACAUCCUCAGCUUCGGCUUGGGCCCUGCAGGAGUGACGGGGAUCUUACCUGCUGAAAUCUUCGACCAGGCAGCUCGACCGGCAGCGUACAUGGUUGCUGGCUCCUUCAUGUGGAUCAGCCUGUUCUUGGUAGGGAUGCUGUUUCCCUUCAUUGUCAACAGCCUGGGAAACUACUGCUUUCUCCCGUUCUUGGUGGUGUGUUUGGUGUCUGCAGGAUUUUUAGGAUUCACCCUACCUGAGACUAAAGGGAAGACACUGGCUGAGAUUACUGCAGAGUUUGAUAGAAAGAAUGGAGUGAAGAGGGAAAGGCAAGACGAGCAGGUAGAUGAGCCCAUGAGGGACCACUAUGAGCUGGGCAAAGCAAGCUCUGUCACGUCUCUCACAAAAGAUCCUGACCAAGACCCAGACCAGAAGAAUGCGGACUGAAUGUUGACGUCAACUACUAUGAUUGGUCGUGUAACAGGUUGCUCAUUUGUGACCUCUUUAUCCGCUCUGUUUGUCAGAUUGACUACUUUGCAUAUAUUCAGUAAUCUAUCCAGCUGUCCUAUUUAUGAGAGACGAUCCAUCUUUCAAUAACUGGUUCUAUUUAAGGAAAUGUUUAACGUUAAAGAUUAUAAAGUCUCUUGAUCUCAGAUUUUUAUUUUAUUACAGAUUUAAGAUUCUGAUGAACACUGCAGCUACUGUACAGUCUACCAAAAUUCAACGUGUCUUCAGUUGUAGUUGACAAUGUAGUCUAAAACAGGUACCCUGGGUUAUCAUCUGUUUGGAGAUUAAAGAUACUCUUGACUUGUAUCUUAAUGAAGUAGUGUGGUCAACACAAAGGCAGUUAAUAAGUGGUCUGUAAUGAAGUGAAAUUAGGGAUGUAAAAUUGCCAUUCCCAAAGAUCCAUACCAAUGUUUACUAUCCCAACUCAAUAUUUGAUAGACAUUAGUAAAUCAGUUUUAAUUUGUGACCUCCCUUUCAUUCAGGACAUUCUGCUUAAUCAGUAACACAGGUAUGUGAUUAGUUUGACUCUUAUCAGUUAAAGAUAAACUGCCCUUGAUCAUAACCCUUCACCUCACAUCACACCAGUCAGCUCAUUUGCUUAAAGUUGAUCUUUUCCCAAAAUUGUGAUGCCAAAGUUUUCUUGAAGAUUUUAAAUUAUUGCACUUAUGUGAGUUUGAAGAAAUAUUUUAAUGUGCCAAGAAGGGAUUAAUAAAAAAUGUGCAAUAGUCUGAAGAAGCAGCUAAAUGAAGAAGGUUUUGAAGCUUAUUCUAUGAUUUACUUAUCUAAGCCUGUAUCAAACCUGAUGUGAUAUGACCUGAUGAUGAUACUUGUGUGUUGAAUUACUGCAGAGCAUACACCUUAGCCUGUGUAAGUGGUCCAUGCCAUUCUGAGUCUAUAUAUUUGAGUUUUUAUUUAUGUGUCUGUGUCCUCUGGCAGAUCUCCCUCUGUACUUAAAACAAGGGCAGCUGAAAUUGGUUGGCUUGAAACCAAAUGAAAACCAUAUAAGCCUUACAGUAAUUACCAAAUGACAGAAUACUGCCACAUGCAUUAAGCCUGGCAAUCAUGACUGAAGUUUAAAUGUCGUGUUGACUUCAUCGAGCUGUAGCGGUUAGAUACAAACUUGUAUUCAAGCUCAGUGUUCUCAGUUUGGAUGCUACCAAUUGGAACAGUAACACUUGUGGCAGCUCCAAUUCAGGGAAGGUGCAUCCUCCUAAGGCUAAGGUGUAGAGUCUGCAUCUUUGUGGUACCAUGUCAAAGAUUCACUGCAGAAGAAUACACCAGGCUUUAUUUAUGUAUGUGUUUAUUUAUAUAAUGGGACACCUGCAGUUGAGUGAACUUUUUGAACUGUAAUCUGGUCCAGAGGGAGACCGGUUAAUCAAGUCAGGCUGAUUAAUCUAACCAUUUUAUGACAUUUUGAAAUAAUAAUCAAUACCUGUCCUCACAAGGGCGAUAAAAAAUAGUACUCAAAUAAUGUCUGCAAACUGUGCAAGCAGCCUUAUCAGCCUCUUAAUGAGAACAUGUUUACCCAUCCUAAAUGACAUCAUCAAUCUUCAAUUAUUCUGUUAUGAUAUACAGAUCGAUGCAGUUUAGUCAUGGGUUGGUCAUGUUUUUAAAUCUAUACAAUGAACAUUUCUGCAUCAUCAAUUCAUUACAAAUAUAAUCUAAAGCAUGUUACUGGCUAAAAUAGACAUGUUUAUUAGAUUGUAAUGUGCAUGGAAUUAAUGGAGGUUAUUAUUAUGAAAUUAUUGUAUUUUAUUAAAUGCAAGAAAACAACAAAAUCAUCAUAUUGGCAUUACACAUCGGCCAAUUUGCUCUUUAAUUACCAGAAUCGCUGUCGGCCAUUAAAACACCAAUAUUGGUCAACCACUUAUAUGGUGCUCCAAUAUGUAGGGUGUCAUCAGAGAGUAUUUAGAUGCAGAAUUACUCUUCAUACCGGCUGGAACUCUGUGAAGAUUUUGUCAGUACUUAAGUGUUUGCACUAAAGGGGUUAAUAAUUGGAAUUCAUGUAAAAGGAUUACUCGCUCUAAUCCAACUGCAAUUGGUAGAUAACAGGCCACUUUUCUUGUGUAACAUGUAAGCUCAUUAUACUGCUCUUUUGACAUGUCAUGAUUGUGUCCAUCUCCUAUCUGGUGAGCCAAGAGGGAAUGUUCCCUCUCUAAACCCUGCCGAUGUUUUAGUGAUGUCUACUUGAUUUCACAAGAAGCCUGUGUAAUGUAUUUAUUGUUUAUCCUUGCAUCAUUUACGUUUAUUAGAUAGACAGUCACUUCAUGCAUCUGUCUUUCAAGUGAUACCAACAGCAUGAUUCCAUUUGACCACCUUUUGAAAUGUCACUAAUCUUAUGUGCAUGAGAUUGUAAAAAUGUAGCUCUGCAAAGCAGCCACAAGAUGUCAGCACUAUCUCAGGCUCUCUUUUCUGUAUUUAAAUGUAAAGCUGUAUAGAGCUGUCUAUCAGUUCUAAGUAUAAAUUAAUUCAAUUUAAAGUUUAACAUGGAGUGCAUUAUUAUAAAACUAACCUGGAUAUUUGUAGCAGUCCCCCCGACGCGUGAUAGAUCUGGUGCUGCAGAAGGAUCUGGCAUUGUCCAUACUAUGCACAUUCUGGUGUGACAUAUUAUAUUUGUUUUCCAAACAAUGGGAAGUGGACACACUGCCAGACAGUAAUUUGGCAGUAUUUGGCUGCUCUGACAGGCUCUGCAGCUAAAAUAAGAAUAUUCCCAAACUGGAAGUGUCCAGUGUCCUUGUGUUUCAGGAGGUGGCUCAAUAAAAAGCUUGCUGUUGUUGAAAUGUAACGGAUUUACUUUAGCAGAUGUAAUUCACACAAUUACUCUCUUAAAGGUGUGGAAGUCGUUUUUGACAUUGUUUGAGAGGGAAUCAAUGUACAACCUACAAUCUGUGCUGCUAUGGUGAUGUUGACUUGUGAUGCCUCUCCAUUAUUAUUUAUAUUGACUGAUAUUUUGGCUGUUUCUUAGCUGGAUA